AAGGGAGGGCGCUGUUCAGGACAACAAGUCGGUCGAAGGAAGUUCUGAUUUUAUUUUGGGAUGUCUAGCCUCCGAAAUAAAAACAACUCCGAUUAUUGUUUACUUUGAGUCACCCAUUCACAACAAGUUUUCUGAAACUCCAAAAGAGUUAAUAAUGAAGUCUGCACAAUGAGAGGGGACGUUUGUUUCAGGAAAAACCGUUAUCAGUGAUGGAGGAAAUCUGAGUAAAGUGAUCUUCAGAAUCUUGUGUUUUGAUGCAUUGAUUUGGUGAAUGACAUUCCACUCAACAGAAGAGUCAAGCCGACCUUCAAUGGCUAUUCAUGUAACUUUAUUUAGAGUGAACAGGACAAUAGCGUUCACAAUAGCUAUGCGGCAUGUGCAGUGGAUGUGGUUGUGGGGCAGGAUAUUUGUGAUGAUGUUCGUGCUGACUUGGUGUAGUCAUGUCUGUAAAUCUGUUUCAACUCCAGGCGAUUCACACUCAGCAUGCCAAACGACACACAAAAGUGAACUCCCCAUCAGGAUUGUCGGGGGAAGUUUUCUCCAUCAAGGCCGCAUAGAAAUCCUCGCCAGUGAGGAAUGGUCGACGGUAUGCAACAACAUCUGGCACCCGAGCAACGCCGAUGUAGUCUGUCGCCAGCUCGGGUUCCUACAGGCAGAUGUGCUGGGUCCGACUCUGAUGGGCGGGGCACAGUUUGGGCAGGGACAGGGACCGAUGUUUAUCGAGGACUUUAAAUGUGCCGGGAACGAGAGCUAUCUUGGGCAAUGCUCCUGCAGCAAACCCACCACACAGAGCUGCCAGAGGGCGGAGGACGCUGUCGUUUCUUGUCAAGAGAGACCUCUACCAGUCCGUCUUGUGGGUGGAGAGUCACCCUUAGACGGGGCAGUAACAGUCCUGUACGGAAAACAGUGGCUACCUGUUUGUCACGACCAGUGGGGCAUAGACGAGGCCAUGGCAGUGUGCCAGCAGCUCGGAUUCAACUACGCACUGUCGGCAACGGCACAACAUCCCAAGGAGACGACAGGAGCGGGCAGUCCUAAGAGCCUUAGACAGCGGUUGGAUUUCAGUUGUCCGAGAUGGCAGGAGUUCUUGACGCUGUGCAAGAGUAGUGGCCCGAGUGUCGGGAACUGUGUCAUGAAUGCUGGUGUUGUUUGCAGCAAUCAAAGCUCCCCAAAUGCAGGAGCAGUCAUUCGUCUGUCUCCUGAAGAAGGUUCAAGUAAAGGUCGAGUGGAAAUUGACUACUUCGGAACUUGGUGGUCUCUAUGCAGCGAGGGAUGGGACAUUGCAGCUGCGCAAGUUGCUUGCAGACAGCUUGGGUUUCAGUUUGCGCUACCUGUAGAUCUUUCGGAAGACUGCGCGAAGCUUACCAAGUCAAUACUCAUCAGCAAUAUCGUAUGUAAAGGGACGGAAGGAUCGCUGGCGGAAUGCCAGCAGGAGUUUGCGACGGUGGAUGAGUGUAAUUCAGAUCGGAUGGCCGUAGUGGAGUGCAGCGAUAGUGAGCCUACACCAAUGCCAGAUUUCCAAGUCCGACUUAAAGACGGUUAUUUCCCGUACGAGGGUCGAGUGGAGAUUUCAUACGAGGGACAAUGGGGAACCGUCUGCGACGACAACUGGGACUACACCGAUGCUGACGUGGUGUGCCAGCAGCUUGGGUACUAUGCGGCUAGCGCGGCCGCAGCGCAAGCGUACUUCGGCGAGGGCACCGGACCCAUCCUUCUUGACGACGUGGAGUGUCUCGGGAACGAGACGCAUCUCUUGGACUGCGCCCAUCAAGGGAUUGGGAAUCAUAACUGUAAGCACAACGAAGAUGCUGGGGUGCAGUGUCAUGAGAGUAAGAUUCCACUGGUCACUAUGUAUCCUGAAACGGCAGAUUCCUUCCUACCUCUAAUCGUUGUUCUUAUCAAUGGCCUGAUAGCCCUCCUCAUCGUCAUAAGCUGCCUCAUCUACUGCUCGCUCAAACUCUGGGACAGACACGUCCUACGUCGACACAUUGCCCACAUCAGACAAGCGCAGAAUGCAACGGGGGGUGACAACAACACGCCCAUGGAGUAUAUAGACGAUCCGCCGGCGUACAACACGGUACUGGAAAACCAAGAUGUUUACAUCAGGCAGCGGUCUGAAACCCCACCUCCUGACUACGAUGAAGUUAUGAAGCUUCAUCGGGCAGACACGACGCAUGUUUGAGGAUUUUGUACAGUAUUUUUUAUUUUGUUUUAUAAUAUCAAAAAUUAUUAUUUAAACUUUAUAAUGCGAUAGUAAACAAGACUUUAUUAUCGCCGUGCCAUUUUUUGGUUUGUUUAGCGUAAUAGCAUUAAACGGAAGUGAAAUUUU
Molecule: messenger RNA, 2329 nt
Organism: Asterias rubens (European starfish)
Lineage: Eukaryota; Metazoa; Echinodermata; Asteroidea; Forcipulatida; Asteriidae
Product: deleted in malignant brain tumors 1 protein-like
Exons: 6
Coding region: 272-2182 (636 amino acids)
Cellular component (GO): membrane
Source: RefSeq, a predicted model, not a curated record